Laccaria bicolor S238N-H82 is the source of this 4410-nucleotide messenger RNA. RefSeq lists its product as uncharacterized. Bases 1 to 4410 code for a protein of 1469 amino acids. The record is from RefSeq and is a predicted model, not a curated record. The transcript has 15 exons. Lineage: Eukaryota; Fungi; Basidiomycota; Agaricomycetes; Agaricales; Hydnangiaceae.
AUGUUGAAGCGGAUGUCUUUGAGGGGGAAGAAGAAACGCGACGGGAAGACGACGUCGAGGACAGAGCGUGGCGAUGAGCAGUGUAGAGUGGACGUCGAGCGUCCUUCUGGCCAUUUGCCUACGUUGUUUCGGCGGAAAUCGUCGAAAUUCUUCUCGUCGUUUAUCGACGCUGUGAAAUCCUCGAGUACAUCCCCUGAGACCCCUCCCACCCCCUCGCGCGUAUCGCUCAGUGCGAAGCACUACGCCUCCUCUCUACCACAGGAACUGAUUCUUCUCAUUAUUCGAUACGCCACCCUCCCCUGUCCUCACUCCCCCUUUUUCUCCUACCUCUCCUCAUCCACCUCCUCCCGCAUCCCCGUAUCGUUCCUGACCUUUCCAGAUCAUCUCCACCACCUCCCGUCUUACCAAACUUCCCUAUCAUACAAAGCGUCCCUAGCACUCGUGUGUCGUGCGUGGACUCCGAGCGCCCUCGAGGUGCUGUACCACUCCAUAUGGAUCUUUCGCGCCAAGUUGGCGAGGAAACUUGCACAAUCUCUUCUGGACAGCCAAAGCCAGGCAGGAAGCUAUAUUCGGGCUCUGCAUAUUGAGACGAGCGUUAUGGAACGUGCCCAUCCCGCGGAUAUGGCGGUUAUCGUCGGCUGUGCGAAGGGGUUGGAGGUUUAUCAGGAUGUUAGGAGUAUACGCCGCGCCGGAAUGCGUUUUCUUGUUCUUGAUGCUCCUCCUAUAACCGCUACCUCCUCCUCGUCGUCUUCAUUGCCCCCACGAGGUCUCCUAGAUGGAGAUAAGGGCACGGAAGAUAUGCUUUCCCUCCUCCCACCAACCCUCCGUCGACUCAGCUGGACGAACUACGAACACGACGAACGGGACUACAAACACGGAAUCCGAUUUUACAACGCCGUCGUUGGUCCACAACUCGAGCGCGCCGCGGCGGGCUUGGAGUUCCUCGAACUCAGCCUAUCCGCCGGACCAGGCCCCAUCUCACAUAUGCUUACGGAGUUGAACUUGGGAUUAACCAGUACUACUAUCAGCACAACCUGUCCCUUAUCAACGAUACCCUACACAUCCACCUCUUCCCCGCCCCUCCUCCUCCCCGCACUGCUCUCUUUGAAAGUGACGCUGGACAACGCCACCUUUUCUGUCCUUUCGACAUGGGCCAUGCCCGCCUUGCAGAAUCUCUCCGUCCUCAGCGCGGAUUUCUCGUACACCGGCGAAGGGUUCGCUGCGUUCUUCGAAGUGCACGGGGAUAAGCUCCGACAACUUGAACUGGGCCAUUCGACGGGGGCGAUUGAAGAUUUCUGGUUGACCGCUCCUCGGACUGCCAGCAGUGUGCCUCCUCUUUCCACUGGCGGAGGAGGGAUCGGCCAGUUCCCUUUGGCGGAAUGGUGUCCGAACUUGGAAGAAUUCAUCUGUUCAGCAGAUGCAGAGUGGAAUUGGCAAUCACCCGACUGGAUCGCUCCGCACGUGUUGUUGCCUACCCACCCGGGGUUAAAGUUUAUUGGAGUGAGGGAUAUGGAGAAGAGGAUACGGGAUGAUUUGGAAGCUGCUGAGGGACGGAGGUUGUGGGAUGAUGGGGAGGAGCAGGAGCAGCAGGAAGAAGAUCCGCUGUUUAUGCUUUUGCAGCAGUUUGGGAGUUUGUUGAGGAGUGAGGCGUUUCCUUCGCUUUUGUAUGUGAGGGAUAUGAGUGGGGUUAGUGGGUUUAUGAGGAGGGUUGGGAGGGUUCCGGCGAUGGCUUCUUCUUCGCUUUUGUCGAUGGACUCUGAUGCCCCCUCUACGCAUCAAUUAUCAACGUCAGCGUCGACGUCUUCAAUGUCAAUAUGGCGCCCCACCAACUUCCUCCCGCGGACCAGACCUACCUCUUCCUCCUCUUCUUCCAAAGCGAAAAAGGCGGAAAGGAUGCGGUUGAUGAAGGAAGAGAGGGACGGGAGGCGCGUGUUGAAGUUUUGGAAGAAUGUUUUGGAAAGGUGUAAGGAGCGCGGGGUUUGGUUGGAGGAUUGGGAGGGUGUUAGUGUUACGCUUGGGGAUUUGAGGAGGGCUGAGGGGGGUGCUGCGGUAGAAUGGGUUAUCGAAUGCAUUGGUUACAUUUGGACAAGCAGCCAUUUCCUUGAAGUGGAGCGUUUUGACAUCUGGUAUCAAAUUGCUCGCGUCAAGUUGUGUCGGUACACAUCCAAAAAAUACGUGACUAACCCGAUAAAAAAGCCCAUACCCUUUAACUCGGUUGCAAUGAGUCCAACUCUUACCACAUCUGUCAGCACAAAACAGCCACGCAUGGCGACCACCCAGAUGAAUUCACCAUAUGCAUCCAAUCUCCACACCAAUUAUACCCCUACUGAGUCAGAAAUUCUCCAAAUCAAGGAGUUUUUGGCCGAACCCCUUGAACGUUUAUCUAGCCUCGACGCUGAGAUAGAAAGGGUGCAAUCGAUUCUCGACGAUCUACAUCACGAGCGUCGUGCUCUGAGUGAUGAGAUCGAGGCUCAUCGAGCACUGAUCUCUCCUAUUCGCCAACUCCCGCUCGACGUGCUCGGGGAGAUCUUCGUCCAUUGUCUCCCUGACGGUUGCAAUGCCGUCAUGAGCCCUCAGGAGGCUCCGAUUCUGCUGGGUCGCGUCUGUAGCGCGUGGAGGUCCAUCGCACUAUCAACCCCGCGGCUUUGGGCGAGCCUUCACAUACCGACACCUAUACAGAUCACUGAAACUGGGCAAGUUCCUGCUCAGCCAGAUCCUGCAUUCACUGCCAAGAUGGAGAAGCGCUGCGAGGGGGCAGGGGAAUGGAUCAGCCGUUCAGGAGCGAGCCCUAUCUCCAUCUCCGUCUGCACUCCAACGCACGUGUAUCAUCAUGCAUCGGAAACCUCGAACCUGAAUACUUUUGAGGUUGCAAUAGCGCAGAUACUCGCUUCCAGCCGCCGAUGGAAAAAAGUCGAUUUUAGGGCAACGGAAGAGUCAUUUACCCGUCUCCAACAGCUCGCGGAAGAUGAUGUACCGCUGCUGGAAUCUCUCGUCAUCGCUAGUGGGUCUCUAACAACAAAUGGGUGGGAUCCGCCCGCUUCAAAUCCUGGACCUCCUCUCAUUGCCAAUAUCCCUUCAUUGACUCGGGAUGAACUUAUUGGUUUCCUUGAAUCCGUGCCACUCCUCAUCCACCUCCGUAUCAGCAAUUUGUCCAGUUCUUCCUCUCUCGAUGAUGAAGUCAUUGAUCGCCUCACUCCUUCCGGCGAAAAUUCCGAUUGUUUGUGCCCUAUGCUUGAAGAAUUUCAAUGCAAUGAGGGCAAUUGCGCGAGUUUUUCCGAAGCGAAAUUGUUGUCUUUGGUUCAAAAGCGGAGUGAUUCUGAAAAGGUUGGAGUGCUGGAACGGGUAGACGUCGCUUUGGACCGCCGCAAGCCAAAGAACGUCGAGGAAUUUCUUGGUGCGCUGGUCACUGGGGCUGGGAUGAUAGUUUCUCAGCGGUGGGCUGGCGCCUACAUUUCCCCCGAUUAUAACAACACCAAGCUAUCUACCGUUGUGGAUAUCAUAUACGCAGCGCGGGUUGAAGAUUGUUUUUCUCCUUGGGCUGGUCAGUACCUGGUGUGGGCCCCUUCAGUUUUAUUUACCGAAUAUAACCGCACACUGGCAUCAGUGAAUCACGAGGUGGUUAAGAUCAAAAUUGGUACAUAUACAACUUCAAUGGUUGGUCGAAUGAAAACUCAAAACAUCCGUGAUUACGGAGGUCCUGUUGAGGUCCUAGUCAUGAUCAAGCUUACACAGUUGGGAUCGCCAGGUACCAUUUCGUCCGCUAUCCACGAGGGGAGGGCAAGCACAGCCCGUCCCUCACCUCUCACGUUUCCACCGAUAUACGCUGAUCCUGAUAUCGACAGGCCACCUCAUGUGCCGGUUCCAUACCCACCAGUCGACGAAAAGUCCCACUACACAAAAAUGGGUCGUGAUGUUUUGCAGUAUCCUCCAGAAGUCAGGUUGCGCUACCCACCAGGUAUCAGGCGCUCUCUUGGCGUGGAGUGCACAACACCUUCGUGGGUUCAACCUCGGCGCCCUGAUUGGGUGAAUCCCCGUCCUCCCUCAUGGGCGGAAACGCAAGCAGAGAAAGACGAUGGUUUCUUGCUAACGGUUCGACGUUCAAGAAGGCGUCCAAAAUCGACAAGAUGCGGAACUCUCCCCCCUCUCGAAGCUCGUGCUCGAUUUUUGGCAGGAGCCUCUCCUUUGUUCGUUGAGUCGGGGUCACGGUUGAGGAACGGAUCGGAUAUACUUCUGGCUCCACGCCUUCGAACCGUGUCCAGCAUGCAAGGCACGAUCGGUCACGAACAUACUGAAUAUAUCAUAUCGAAGGGACCGACACGAAGUACGCAGUUGGAAGACAGUCAUGAGGUGGAACAGGACAGUCCCUUCUGUGAUUUUUCGCGGUUGAUGCAGGUUCUACACGGUAUAUGA